Messenger RNA from Plasmodium vinckei vinckei, 2682 nucleotides. Its product is annotated as RNA-binding protein, putative. The transcript has a single exon. Bases 1 to 2682 code for a protein of 893 amino acids. The record is from RefSeq and is a predicted model, not a curated record. Gene Ontology annotation, molecular function: RNA binding. Lineage: Eukaryota; Apicomplexa; Aconoidasida; Haemosporida; Plasmodiidae.
AUGGAGUUUUCAAAAGUAGAAGCAAAUGAUAAUGAUGAACUGAAAAAAGAAGAACUUAUAAAUAAUAUAAACAGUUUUUUUGAAAAAGUUCAUUUUGAUAAUAGUAUAAAUAAAUUAGAUCGAUUAAAAAUAUAUAGUUUAUCAACAGAGACAGAUUCACGUAAGUACUCAAGACAAUUACAAUGUGAUAAUACUUUGGGACAACAAAAUGAAAAUAUUUUAGAACAGCAAAAUGAGGAUAGGUAUGUGAAACUGCCACCUCCUCCAUUGCCAUAUAUAAAUGCUGACGAAAUAAUAAACAAUUGUAAAUUUAAUAAUGUAUUAAUAAAUAAGAAAAGAAACAAUACAGAUAAUAAUAUAACUAAUUCAGCAAUGUAUAUAAACAAUAACUGGUUUAAAACAAAUGAAUCUAAAAAUGGCUAUAUCAAUCAUGAUAGUGUAUUUGCAACAGACACAUCUAAUGAAAUAGAAAAAAAAUUAAAAAGCAUUGCAUUUAUUAAAAAUUUAAAUAAAUAUAAUUACGAAUUUAAUGAAAAUAAUAUUCUUAAUAAAUCAAAUAAUAUAUUUAAAAUGGGUUCUGAACCAAAAUAUAAUAAUAUCAAUUAUAAUUAUGAACAUAUUUCAAAAAGUGUAGAUGCAAUACCAUUCUAUAAUAAUUCACAAGAAAUAACAAAAACAUUUCAGCCUACUAAUUUAUCAUAUACAAUAAAUGAGGAUGUUCAAAAAAAAUCUGAAAAAUAUCUAAACCAACCUAAUUCCUCAUUAAACAAUUUAAAUGAAAAAAAUGAAAUAUGUAACAACAAUUUUAGCGAGUUGUUUACCCAAAAUAUGAAACAAAAUUUCAAUCAAAAACAUGAAUAUAUUUUUAAUAAUAAUUAUGACAAUGUUUUAUAUGACAAUGAUGAGGUAAAUAAAGAGUUAGAAACAGGUAUUCAAUUUAAUUGGAAAAAAGACAAAACAUCAAUAAAAGAGAAUAACAUAAACGAACUAAAUGAUGGCCUAAAUGAUGACCUAAAUGAUUAUUUAGAAAAUGUGGUAGGACAAAGUUAUUUUUAUGAUUUAAAAAAAAAUAAAAUUGUAUGUAUUGAUGAACAAGAGCAUGAUGCUAUUAUUAAUUUUGAAAAUGAUAAUAAUGAAUCUAGUUUGUCAUAUAAUUUUAGUAACAAUCCUACGAGUCAAAGUUUUACUCAUGAUAAUGGUCAUAAUAAUAAACAUGUUCAAGAUGCAGAUGUAAAGGAUAUAAACAUAAACAUGGAUCUUUUGAAAACGAUUUUAUCAUCGGAAUAUAAAAACAUGGACAACUUGCUUGACCAAUGUAAUUAUGAUUCACACAAUUCUGGAAAUAAUACGAAUCUAGAAAUGUUUGCAUCUAAACAAGAUGUAAACAACAAAAUAUAUGAUGACCAAAUAUUUCCAAAGACAAAAAAAAGUAUUAUAGAACAACAAUAUAUAGAAAAUUUGAUUUUCAAUGAACUAAUAAAAUAUGCAGAAAUAGAGAAAGACGAAGUAAUUGAAAGUGAAACACCCACGAUUAAUAAUGAAUAUAAUAAAUUUACAUCCUUAAAUAUAAGACCUAAUGAAACAAACAAUGAUUCUAUUAUUACAUUGUCAAACGAAAGAGAUAACAAAAAUGGGUUAGAUAGUGAAGGAGAAAAUUGCAACUUUUUUUUGGAAUAUAAUGAAAGAAAUGUUAGGCAAACCCGAUUUGAAAGCAGCUUAAGAAAUGACAGUGAAAAAGUAGAAUGGAAAAACAAUGAACAAUUUAAUAUUUUUUCUAAUAUUAAUGAAACAAAUGAAUCAAAUUAUUAUGACAUGGUGAAAGAUAAAAAUUAUUCUUAUAAUUCAGAUGUAGGAAAUAAUAUGGAUAGUCCAGAAUUUUAUGAAAAUAUAAAAAAAGAAUGGACAAAAAAUAUAGAAGAACAAGUUGGUGAAAAAUCAUUUAUAUGCAAUAAUUAUAUAAAUGAUAUAAAUGUAGAAAUGGGUAAUGACAAUAUAUAUAUCCCUGAAAAUAAAGUAGCCAAAUUUACUUUAAUAGUAAAUGUUCCACCAAAUACUACUCGAAAAGAUUUAAUGGCUGUUUUCAGUAAAUAUGGAAAUGUAAAUUUAACUAUGGUUGUUUGUGACAAACAAUCAAGACAUCCUAAUAAGGAAUGGACUGCAACUUCUGGAUAUGCAUUCGUUCGUUUUUCAACAAACAUUGAAGCACAAAGAACAUUAAAUGCUGCAAUCUCAGGACAUAUACGUAUUAAAGGAAGUAGAGUUAGAGCUACUUGGGCAAAAAAAGAUUCUUAUUCAAAAAAAAAAAAAGAAUUUAAUUUAAAAAUUCCAUGUUCAGUAAUUAUUACUAAUGCAGAAGGAUUUAUAUGUUGUAUUUGUAGAAAUUAUUUAUCUUAUGACCCUAUUUUAUUUCCAUGUUGUUAUAUAUCUUCUUGUUCAGAUUGUUUUCAAAAUUACAUUAUAAAAGAAAUGAAUCAGCAAAAUAUUAGAUGCCCUAAUUGUUCAUUAUUCAUUAUAGAUCCUAUUAUUAAACUUGACCAAAAUUCAAAAGGCAUUUUAACUUUACUAUAUAAAAUAUAUUAUAAUAUUAAAGUAAAAUGUGUAUAUGACCAUUGUAAGUGGAUUGGUUUUCAUCACCAAUACUUUUCUCAUAUAUUUACUUGUAACUUUAACACAAUUCAGUAA